ACCCUUCUUCAUCCUCAUCAUCCCAACUUCCUUCUUCACUGCUUCACUCUCACACCAACAAUGCCUACCAUAACCAGAAAGAAGCUCCUUAACACUGUGACAGCCGUUGACAUAGGCUGCAGCAGCUGCAGAAGACCAAAGCUCUUCCACAUAUUCCGUCCCAAGGCAAAGCUCAUCACCACCAAGUUCGGCGGCCGCAAACAAAACCACCACCACUACUCUUCUUCGAGCUCCUCCAACAAAGACUCCACCACCACCACAUUCUCCCCAAACACCGACGACUACGCUUCUUUUUCCGACCACGGGACCGUCGCCAAGAGCGCCACGCCGGUCAAGGGGUUCGGCAGGGUUGGCGGCGAGAGCGUGGCGGUGGAGAAGGACUCCGGCGACCCUUACUUGGACUUUAGGCAUUCCAUGCUUCAGAUGAUUUUGGAGAACGAGAUAUACUCGAAAGAUGAUCUCCGGGAGCUUCUCAACUGCUUCUUGCAGCUCAACGCGCCUUGCAACCAUGGCAUCAUCAUCAGGGCUUUCACUGACAUCUGGAAUGGAGUCUUCUCCGUUAGGUCUAGUGCUUCCACAAUGCAGCUUCGUCUUGCUCGCAAGUCACGUGACUAUUAGAUUCAGCACGUGCCGCCCGCAAUUGUACCGUUCUUUGUAGAUUUUCUUUUAUGAUAAAAGCUCCAAAGAGCUUGUUGUAAGUGUUGUAGAGGAAUGCAAAUUACAAUCAUAAUGAUGAGUUAUUUGCACUCCUCUACGAGUAUUAGUUUUUUGAGUGUGCGAUUAGCGUUGCCUCUGUAGACUAGGGUAUCAUCGAAGCCGUAAUUCUUGUAAGGUUUUGGUGUAUGUAAAGCAAGAUAUCCAUGAAUGGACCGUUUGGCAUGCAUUUUAGUUUG
Messenger RNA from Rosa rugosa (rugosa rose), 893 nucleotides. Its product is annotated as transcription repressor OFP6-like. The record is from RefSeq and is a predicted model, not a curated record. The transcript has a single exon. NCBI's taxonomy places the organism in Eukaryota, Viridiplantae, Streptophyta, Magnoliopsida, Rosales, Rosaceae. Bases 61 to 618 code for a protein of 185 amino acids. Gene Ontology annotation, biological process: negative regulation of DNA-templated transcription.